AUGGCGAUGUGGGUGCUACGGGUUUCUGGUGUGCUGGGGGUUUCAUGUGAGGGUUUGGGAGAGAAGGGUGUGAGUGAAAAUGAAAAGGGCAGUGGAGAGAUUGGUAAUUUGAAAGCUAAAAUGGGUGUUGUUGAUAGCCAUGGGAACAUGGCUUUGGGAGCAAAUGAAGGUUCUUGUAGCAAUUCGCUGGAGAAAGGAGAUGGAAACGUGGGAGAUGCUUCAGGCGGGGUCCAUCGUCAACACAACUUGAGGAGAAAAUCGCAGCUGAACCUUAUUCCCAAAAUCAGAGGAAUAAGGUUGGUUGUCUUGGAUUGGUUUCUUCUUGAUUCUGACAGUGAGUAA
Dovyalis caffra is the source of this 342-nucleotide messenger RNA. The record is from the annotation of a GenBank genome assembly. NCBI's taxonomy places the organism in Eukaryota, Viridiplantae, Streptophyta, Magnoliopsida, Malpighiales, Salicaceae.